This is a messenger RNA of Fusarium venenatum, 1053 nucleotides long. RefSeq lists its product as uncharacterized. The record is from RefSeq and is a predicted model, not a curated record. Lineage: Eukaryota; Fungi; Ascomycota; Sordariomycetes; Hypocreales; Nectriaceae.
AUGGACAGACAAAGUCCCCUUCAUUAUUCUAAGCUCAUCAGCAGCUCAUCGCUUCACACCAAUCAAACACCACCUCAACAACAAGUCGACUCUAUUGUUCCUGUUUCAGCCAUGAAGACCUACGCGUUUAUAGCCUCACUUUUUGCCUCAGGUGCUCUGGCCCAGAGCGCUGUAGCUGAUUGCCACCGCGAAAAGUCCCCAGAUUGGAAAGACUGCGACAGUCUCUGGAAUACCCUAGGCUGGAGAGCUGGCAGCCCCAGGGAAGUCACCCGCAACUGCGGCAGAGACACAGACAUCAAGUCUGGGUGCCUUGUUUACUACGAGGGCUCAUGCCAAAUCGCCCAGUGUUUUACUAGCGAUGCAUGCGUUGGCACCUCCGAGGGACUCAUGGUGACGUCUAAGAAGAUCGUCGAGAGUCAAUGCAGACGCGAUGACCUCGGUGGUCGUUUCACCGACGGACCCAACAAGUACUUUGAGAUUAUUCGCUACACGGGUAUUCCUAGCCCUCGCCGUCGUUCUGUACCAUUUGGACAGGAGGAAUACUCUCUGGCUGAGUACGAGCGCAUCUUUGGAAAGGACCGCGACAUUGCCUUCUCCAAGGUCAUUGACCAAGAUGACGGCAAGGUCGAGAAGAGAGAUGGCAAGUGGAUCAACCUUGUUACUCGCCAGGGUGUCAUCAAGCCCGGUGAGCGCAAGCGAGUCAACGCCAAUGAGCUCGCACCCGGUAUUGAGCAGACUUGGGAAGAGUCUUCGUCUUACAGCAUCGAGGUCGGCGCCACUGCUGGCGUGUCUGCUGGUCUUUUCAAGAUUUUCGAGGCAUCGGUGCAGAUCAGCACUAGCUACACUGAGUCCUUCAGUGCCGGUAGUUCUCUCAAGUACAGCAGUGGAAACUGUCCCAACAACGCCAAUGUCUACUACGCACCUGUCUACACCAUGUACGAGGGUAAGUUUUCUGACCGGGAUGGCACGUAUAAGAUCUGGGUUCCUCGGAACGUAAAUGGUGUGCUUGAGGGACGAUUUGUUGUUGAGUGUGUUGGAACUACUCCCGCUUAA